Brienomyrus brachyistius is the source of this 4777-nucleotide messenger RNA. RefSeq names its product polymerase (DNA directed), alpha 1 (gene pola1). NCBI's taxonomy places the organism in Eukaryota, Metazoa, Chordata, Actinopteri, Osteoglossiformes, Mormyridae. Gene Ontology annotation, molecular function: single-stranded DNA binding; DNA replication origin binding; chromatin binding. Gene Ontology annotation, cellular component: alpha DNA polymerase:primase complex. The record is from RefSeq and is a predicted model, not a curated record. Gene Ontology annotation, biological process: mitotic DNA replication initiation; leading strand elongation; DNA replication.
UGACUUUCCAUUGGCUGGCUUUGUGAACUCGUCACUUCCGCCGGGAUUUACGAUUUGGCGCGGAAAACUGCUGUUUUCGGGGAAAGUGUCUGUGUGGCUGUGGGACAGAGUGAUUUUAUGGAUCCAGUUUGCGAUGCCGACAAGGACGUGGACGUCCCGGAUGGCGACGGAGGCCUCGCCACAUCGCGCUCUCGGCGGGAGAAGAAGGAGAAGGUGGGCAGGAAGGCGGCACUGGAGAUGGUGAGGAAAGCAAAGCGUGGCGAGAAGCUCAAGUACGAGGUGGAAGAGCUGAGCAGUGUCUAUGACAUGGUGGAUGAGGACCAGUACUCCCGCAUGGUACAGGAGCGCCAAGAGGAAGACUGGAUCAUCGAUGACGAUGGCACUGGCUAUGUGGAGGAUGGCAGGGAAAUCUUUGACGAAGACCUAGAAGAUGAUGCACUGGGGGACAGAUAUAAAGGUAAAGCUGGUGCUAAGGAUUCAGCCUCCAAGGGUAAGAAGGUGCUGAAGAAAGCUGCUGUGGCCAAACCCAACAGCAUCAAGAGCAUGUUCAUGGCCAGCAGCAUGAAGAAACCUGCUGAGAAAGACGUUGACCUGUCUGGCGAUGCCCUUCUCGGAGACAUCCUGCAGGACCUCCUCUCUGAGAAACCGGCUGUCCUGACUCCGCCCCCGGUCGUCACUCUGAGGAAGAAGCGGGCUAUGGGAGCUCCUAUGAAUCAGUUUGCCAUCAAACCACAGACACCCAAGGAAACUCCUCCCCCUCCUCCUGCGGGGUCAAAGGUCAGGUCUGUUUCCAGGGUGGCGCCAUUACCCUCUUCUACAGCCCGGGUCCUGGCAACCCAUGCCAAGGAGGCAAAGGUGGAGGAACUGGCAGCAGAGGAGCAUGAGCACGAUGCUGCCCUGCAGUUUGAUGAGGGUGACUUCGACGAGCCCAUGGAGGUUGAAGCCAUGGAAGAAAAAGAGGAGGAGGAGAAGGUGGUGAAGGCCAAGAUGGAACCCAGUGUCAAAACAGAACCCAAAUGUGAAUUUCAGGACCCUGGGCUGCACUCUUUAGGCACCUCCUGCUGGGAGGAUGUGAAAGAGGAGGAGCCUAAUGUGGAGGUGCAGCUGGACUCGAGUCGGCUCCCUGUGGUAGAAGGCUCAGACGGUGAGGCUGUGUUCCGCUUUUUCUGGUUGGACGCCUUUGAGGACCACUACACCCAGCCUGGUGUGGUCUACCUUUUUGGCAAGGUAUGGAUCGAAUCCGCAAAGGCACACGUCAGCUGCUGUGUGGUUGUGAGGAACAUCGAGAGGGUCAUGUUCCUGCUGCCCCGAGAACACAAAAUGGAUGUAAAGACAGGAAAGGAGACGGAGGUGGCUGUCGGCAUAUCGGACGUGUACCAGGAGUUCAGUGAGCUCACUGAAAAGCUCAGGAUCAUGAAGUUCAAAUCGAGGAAAGUACUAAAGAACUAUGCCUUUGAGGUGCCUGAUGUCCCCACCCAGUCUGAGUACCUGGAAGUGCGGUAUUCUGCAGAGAUUCCCCCACUGCCCUCCGACCUGAAGGGGGAGACAUUCUCUCAUGUAUUCGGGACCAACACCUCCAGCCUAGAGUAUCUCCUCCUCAGCAGGAAGAUCCGUGGGCCGUGCUGGCUCGACGUCAAGACUCCCCAGCUGAGCACCCAUCCAGUGAGCUGGUGCCGGGUAGAGGCUGUGGCCCAGCAGAGCUCCUUCCUGGCAGUGGUGAGAGACCUGCCCCCCCCACCCCUGGUAGUCAUGUCCAUCAGCAUGAAGACCGUGGAGAACAAGGCACAUCAGAAUGAGAUUGUGUGUCUUGCUGCUCUCACCCAUCACAAGUUUCCCUUGGACAAAGCGCCCCCACGCCCCCCCUUCCAGACACACUUCUGCGCGGUCAGCAAGCCGUCCAACUGCAUCUUUCCCUUCGAUUUCCAGGAGGCUGUCCGGAAGAAGAAAGGCAAGGUGGAGAUUGCGCCGACCGAGAGGACACUGCUGGCCUACUUCCUGGCUAUGAUGUGUAAGAUUGACCCCGAUGUCAUUGUGGGCCAUGACAUCUACGGCUUCGAUCUGGAGGUGCUUCUGAAGAGGAUGGGUGACUGCAAGGUGCCCCAGUGGUCCAGGAUCGGCCGGCUGCGCCGCACCAACAUGCCCAAGCUGGGGGGCCGUGGCGGCUUUGCGGAGAAGAGCGCCACCUGUGGCCGCAUGGUGUGUGACGUGCAGAUCUCCGCCAAGGAGCUGAUCCGCUGCCGGAGUUACCGCCUGUCGGAGCUGGUGGCCCAGGUCCUGAAGGCCGAGAGGGUCGACAUCCCCUCAGAGGAGCUCAGAGAUUUCUACAGUGACUCGCCUCGCUUGCUCUACCUGCUGGAGGCCACCUGGAUGGACGCCCAGUUCAUACUGCAGAUCAUGUGCGAGCUGAACGUGCUGCCGUUGGCCCUGCAGAUCACCAACAUCGCUGGCAACGUCAUGUCUCGCACGCUGAUGGGCGGCCGCGCAGAGAGGAACGAAUACCUGUUGCUGCAUGCCUUCUACGAGAAGGACUACAUCGUACCCGACAAGCCCGUCUUCAAGAAGCCACCAGUGGAUCCGACGGACGAGGAAGAGGAUUCGGAUCGGGUUAAGGGGAAGUCCCGGAAUGCACGCAGAAAGGCCGCCUACGCUGGGGGGCUGGUGCUGGACCCCAAAGUGGGCUUCUACGACAAGUUCAUCCUGCUCUUGGACUUCAACAGCCUGUACCCGUCUAUCAUCCAAGAGUUUAACAUCUGCUUCACCACUGUGGCACGAUCAGCCGAGGGCGGGUCCCGCAAAGCCGAGGAGGACGAGCAGGACGAGAUCCCCGAGCUGCCCGAUCCAGACCUGGAGAUGGGGGUCUUGCCCCAGGAGAUCCGCAAGCUGGUGGAGCGGCGGAGGCAGGUGAAGCAGCUGAUGAAGCAGCCGGACCUGCACCCGGACCUCUGCUUGCAGUACGACAUCCGGCAGAAGGCCCUGAAGCUGACAGCCAACAGCAUGUACGGCUGCCUGGGAUUCUCAUACAGCCGCUUCUACGCCAAGCCGCUCGCUGCCCUGGUCACGCACAAGGGGAGAGAGAUCUUGAUGCACACUAAGGACCUGGUGCAGAAGAUGAACCUGGAAGUUAUCUACGGUGACACAGACUCCAUCAUGAUCAACACCAACAACACCAACCUGGAUGAGGUCCUUAAAUUGGGAAACAAGGUGAAGAGCGAGGUCAACCGGCUCUACAAGCUGCUGGAGCUCGACAUCGAUGGCAUCUUCAAGUCCCUCCUGCUGCUGAAAAAGAAGAAGUAUGCAGCGCUGUUAGUGGACCUGGCCCCUGGGGGGCGCUACACCACCCGGCAGGAGCUCAAGGGGCUCGACAUUGUGCGCAGGGACUGGUGCGACCUCGCCAAGGAGUGUGGCAACUAUGUGAUCGGGCAGAUCCUAUCAGACCAGAACCGGGACACCAUCGUGGAGAACAUCCAGAAGCAUCUCAUAGAGGUUGGGGAGAAGGUGGUGAGUGGGGACGUUCCCCUCUCACAGUUCGAGAUCCACAAGGCCCUGAACAAGGACCCCCAGGACUAUCCGGAUAAGAAGACUUUGCCCCACGUCCACGUCGCCCUCUGGAUCAACUCUCAGGCGGGACGCAAGGUUAAAGCAGGGGACACCGUGUCCUACGUCAUCUGCCAGGACGGCUCAAAUCUGGGUCCCAGCCAGCGGGCGUACUCCCUCGAGCAGCUGCAGAAGCAGCCAGGCCUGAGCUUAGAUACACAGUACUACCUGUCCCAGCAGGUGCACCCCGUGGUGGGACGUAUCUGCGAGCCCAUCGUGGGCAUCGACACCGUACUCAUCGCUACCUGGCUGGGCCUGGACCCCUCCCUCUUCCGUGCCCACCAGCAGCAGCGUCGCGAGGAGGAGGCGGACGCCCUGCUGGGGGGCCUCCAGCUUACUGACGAUGAACGCUAUAAGGACUGUGAGCGCUUCCACCUGCCCUGCCCGCAAUGCGGCGUGGACAACAUCUACGACAGUGCUUUCGAGGGGGCGGGUCCGACUCUGCAGCCCAGCUUCCUGAAUUGCUGUCAGGUGGAGUGUCCGGGCCAGCCCAUCAUGCACCCGGUCCAGAUCCAGAACAAGCUGCAGCUUGACAUCCGGCGCCACAUACGCAGGUUCUACACUGCCUGGCACGUGUGUGAGGACCUGACCUGUCAGAACCGGACCCGCCGGGCACCAACUGAGUUCUUCCGCUCGGGCCCCAUGUGCCCUGCCUGUGAGAGGUCCACCUUGAAACCUGAGUACUCUGAGAAGGCCCUGUACACUCAGCUCUGCUUCUACAGCUUCAUCUUUGACUGGGACCAUGGCGUCCAGAAAAUGCAGGCCAAGUUCGAUAAGGAUCAAGCGAAAAAAUGGUCGAAUGCUGCGACCACCUACAAGCAGCUGAAGCAGGUGCCCGAUCAGGCCCUGGUCAACAGCAGCUACUCCGAGGUCAACCUCGGCAAGCUCUUUGGGGGCCUGUGUCCCACCUCCUAGCCAGUGCCCCUCAAAUCAGGGCCGGCCCACUUACUUGACAGCUGGCCCGUCCACUCAGUGAAGAGGAAACAGAAGGUAUUGGGCUCCGCCCUGGGCUGCUCAUCCACAACCAUUGGAAUGGAAUUUUUUUAUGGGGAGGGGACUUAGCGUUCACAAGUAAAUUGGACCAACAGAAUGUGAAUUUGUGCAGCGCAUGUGCUGAUUGGAGGGAUGGGUCUGUAAAGUUUACCUUGCAUGUGAAAUAAAGUUUUGUAUGUUUUAAGCUGCA